AGAAAAGAGCCAGAGAGACCGUUUCAUUUUCUGCAUAGAUAUAACAACGCCCCUCUUUCCAGAACUCAUUCUGUAGAAACUUUCUGUGGACCUAGGCACUGGAAUAUGAGGAAUGGCAGUGCAAUAUGACUUGCCACAUUACUACAGGCAAAGAGAAGGGGCUCAAUGUCUAGUUCCCUCUUAUCAGUCCUCUGAAAUACUGACUCCACGGCAAAUACCACAGCGUUUCACUGUAUCACCAGGGCGCUAUGAAGAAUAUCUUUCGAAGUCAAGCAUACCAACAAGGCUUCCAUGGGGAAGAGAAAGAGAAUAUGGGGGAAUAGGUCCAGUGUGCCUUCCGGACAAUCACAGACCAAAGGCAGAACCUCCUUCUCUAGAAGCCAAGGGGCACAAGCACUAUGGCUAUGGAGGAGACCCCUGGCCAAGAGGACUUCCCAUUGAGCAGUACUACGAUAUAACCCAGCUGAGAAAGAGUGCAGUGCGUGCCAGCGAUGAUUUGUAUCCUAAACCACCUGAUGUUUCUAUCAAUAUUAAACAGAUACACACAGACUUCCCAGCAGAGCACCCGUAUCAGUCACACAUAUCAAAAUUUGCUGUGUUUCCAAGCUAUAAUCCACCUGAAGAACCUGAUGGCACCUUUUCUCCACUUCAUCCAGAGACCCCAUCACGUGGAUAUGACACUAUUGUCUUAAGGAAAACUAGUGGAAAUCCAUACAGACAUGAAAUAAUUGACAUUCGUGAGCCCAAAAAUCCAUUGAUCUGGCCUGGUCAGGAUGGAUACUUUCAUUUUCCAAAAUCUAAUCGAGGGCGCAAGCAGAUUUACUAUCCAAUGCCUCCAAAAACUGUUGCUCCCAAUCAUUUCUACAAGUCACAAGAAGAGCCGCUGUCUGAGAGAACUGACCAUUUGCAAAGAAGUCUGUUAAAAUCCCAGUGGAUAACAUCUUAUAGCCGCAGCUUCCCAGAUUACAGUGAAAUGAAACGUUUGAAUCCUGGUGGUUUUCUUGACCCUGGCAGUAUUGGACAGCUGGGUGGAAGUGCGGAAAUGAUCUUACAAUCAGAACCUCUAGAAGGAAGAGCUUCCUGUAUUCAAGUGUCUGACAAUCCCACUAAUGCAAAAGAAAAAGUGUUAAACUUGCUACCCAAGGUUCAAAAUAUACAAACGAGUCCUGAUUUAGAUGGAGAGAAUGAUUGUGGGAUUCCAUGCUAUUCUAAACAUCACACGUUUCCAGCUUGUGAUACCUUAUCUAACCACCGCAGCACAAGAUGUCACUAUUCUGGAGAAGAACGCAAAGCGCAUUCAGCCAGAAAGAGGCAGUUUAAGGAACCAGAGCUACGCAAAAUCACAGAUACCGACCAAUCAGAUGCUUUGUAUAGUAGGCAGCUCAUGCAGGCCUCAGGGCUUCAGGAAGGAAACUCAGAAAUAAAAUCAAUAUAUGAUAAGGAAUUACAUCCCAGUGAAGAUGAAUAUACAUAUUCCAAUCUAAAGAAAUCAUUACCAGAAAAUGUUGCCCAUGAUAUGACUCAGGAAAGCCUUAAUGGAUGGUGCACUAAGCAAAGGGUAUCACAGACACCAGUUCCACAAGAAUUAUAUGACAUAAAAACAGAACAACAAGGUCCUAACUUACUUGAAUUGCAAAGCUUAUUUUCCAGAACUAAAGCAUACAGAGAUUUUCACCACAACUUCCCAGUCAGUACAAUGGAUUUAAGAGACAAUUCGAAUUCAGGCAAAAAACACAAAUUCUUUGGGUUUAACUCUUUUUAUUUCCAUAAUUGAUAAUCAGAAUGCAAAUAUAACACCAGCAGAAAAGAUUCCCUCUAUGCAAAAAUAUAUUCUGGGCAUUUGUGCUUAGAAAGGUUUGGCAAAUUGACAUACAUUAAAGUGUGAUCUUCAAAA
This is a messenger RNA of Xenopus laevis (African clawed frog), 1894 nucleotides long. RefSeq lists its product as uncharacterized. NCBI's taxonomy places the organism in Eukaryota, Metazoa, Chordata, Amphibia, Anura, Pipidae. The transcript is spliced from 10 exons. The record is from RefSeq and is a predicted model, not a curated record. The coding region runs from base 113 to 1774 and encodes 553 amino acids.